CAGCUAGUGGGAGUUAUACACCAGCAAAUCGUGGCCCUGCUAGUGGGGAUUAUACACUGGCCGUGACCUAUAGAGGAGACGUCUAUUUCGUUCCCAUACUGUAUCCGUUUUGCGUGAUUGCACAUAUGGCAUGCUAUUAGUUUAAAUAAGGGGCACUCCAUAUUUACUUACUGAGUUUAUCUCAUAGUUUUCCUUGUUCACCAUUUCAGGAAAUGAAACCGAGGACGGGAAACCACGGGAAGUGACGAGUUAGAAGGCUAGCCAUAUUGUAAUUUGAUAUGAAUUUUAGAAACAAAUCAUGAUCUUGUAUUUGGAGAUUUUAUUGGAGAUUUAUGAUAUCAGAGAGAUUUUAUAAUUUGAUCUUCAGAUUUUGAUGAUAUCAGAGUGUAAAUUUGAUAAGUUUCGAGUCUUGUGCAUUUGUGGGACUCGUCUCACGAGUGCACGGCGUCUGUCACGCCUCGAAUUUGGGUUUUGGGGCGUGACAAUAACCCAGCCCGACCUGCUCGUUUGCCAAGUCUAUGUUCAAUCCACCUUCUUUGUCUUGCAGCAGUUGCAGAUUAUCUUCUCCAUUUCACAGCAGCCGAACAGUCCUAAGAUCCUCCUUUCUCGUAUUAAUCACCAGUCUCGUCUCCCAUGGGUAUUCUCUUAAAUAGAGGAAUUUUUGGGUGAUAGCGAGGCGAAUGAUUUGGGCCUAAUUUCGUGGGUGGGAUUCCCUAUAUCAGACUCUGGUUGAUCACCGAAAGUUCUACCAUUUAAUUUUUUUGGAAAGCAUAUUCAUGUUUUGUUUUGUCAUUGGGUACAUUUUUGUAAAUGAUGAUUUAUUAUUGGUUGUUUGUUUGUUGCAUAUGAAAUUAGCUUGAGAUCAGUGUUUGAUU
This is a messenger RNA of Rubroshorea leprosula, 875 nucleotides long. Lineage: Eukaryota; Viridiplantae; Streptophyta; Magnoliopsida; Malvales; Dipterocarpaceae. The record is from the annotation of a GenBank genome assembly.